Bombina bombina (fire-bellied toad) is the source of this 2478-nucleotide messenger RNA. RefSeq names its product tetraspanin 6 (gene TSPAN6). The transcript has 8 exons. Bases 72 to 830 code for a protein of 252 amino acids. Gene Ontology annotation, cellular component: membrane. Lineage: Eukaryota; Metazoa; Chordata; Amphibia; Anura; Bombinatoridae. The record is from RefSeq and is a predicted model, not a curated record.
UCAGUAUUCGGCUACAGUCGGGAGUUUCCGGUGAGGGUCAGUAGCUCGGUUGGCAAACUUCAGGGGUAGACAUGGCUUCUCCGUCCCGCAGGCUGCAAACAAAGCCCGUUAUAACGUGUCUAAAAAGCGUCCUGCUCAUAUACACCUUUAUCUUCUGGUUCACAGGUGUCAUACUAUUGACAGUAGGAGUUUGGGGCAAAGUUAGCCUGGAUGUGUAUUUUUCACUCCUCAACGAGAAUGCCACCAAUGUACCCUACGUCCUUAUUGCCACUGGUGCUGUCAUCAUCCUUCUGGGAACCUUUGGCUGCUUUGCCACAUGCCGUGGGAGCACGUGGAUGUUGAAGCUGUAUGCCAUGUUCCUGUCCAUCAUUUUCCUGAUCGAGUUGGUAGCUGCCAUAGGGGGCUUGGUUUUCAGACAUGAGAUUAGAAACAGUUUUGAAAAUAACUACAUGCAGGCUCUGAAACAGUACAACUCUACAGGAGAGCCAAGGAGUCAAGCAGUGGACACCAUUCAGAGAACUCUGCAAUGCUGUGGGGUGAAAUCCUAUACUGACUGGGGAAACACAUCCUACUACAAGACAAGUGGAAUUCCCCAAAGCUGCUGCAGUGUACCAAAUAACUGUACAGAUGCAGACAUGAAGGACCUGGUUAAAGCAAAAAGCAAAGUUUUCCCACAGGGUUGCAUUUCUUUGGUAACUACAGUAAUGGAGUCAAGAAUGGGCGUUGUAGCUGGAGUUUCAUUUGGAAUUGCUUGUUUUCAGCUUGUGGGAAUGUUCCUGGCAUGUUGCCUCUCUCGUUACAUUACAAACAACCAAUAUGAGAUGGUGUAAUUGCAGCCCACCGCCAAAGGGAUAAAGGGAGUUUUCUUUUCCGUUCUCAGCUUCUGAAAUUUACCUUCCCAUUACCCAACUGUUCUCGCGUAAACAUGAAAUGGGCUUUCCAGUAACUGCUGCAAAUUCAUUACACUACAACUGUUUGGCUGACAAAUUAUAAAUAUAAUCUAUAUUGUCACAAAGGACCAGGCAUUUGCACAUUACAUUUCCAGAAUACUUGUAGCAUUAGGAGAACAAAAAUGCAAUUUAUUGUGCUAACUUUGCUUUUACCCAAGGCCUGCGACACCGUAUCCAUGGUUACACACAGUAUAUAUGUACAGACAUAAAAGAUCCCUAAUUGAUCAAACCUUUAGGUGACAGAGUCUUGGAAAGAAAUAUACUACAGCCAUUUGGUGGAGGGUUGGUUGCUUGUGGGAAGCAGUUUUGCAUUUACCUAGUAAAAGUUAGCUUGACAUUUUAUGAAUGGCUGUGCCAAAAAAAGUUCAUUAUUUGUGACAAUUAAAAAACAAUAUUCUUCCAAAAGGCACAGCAAACAUUAACAUAUGUUUAUAAUUUAUGUGUUGAUGUAUUAGGUUUUGCAACUGAAACCAAAAGGAAAUAGACAUUUCACGGACCAAAAACACUACAGGAUGUUUUACUUCAAAAGAAAAAGAUUUAAACUUACAAACUCCUAAGCAAUAUCACACUGCUCCACCUGCAUUAUGUGUCAUUUCAAUAGGGACGUCUAGAAAGCAAACUAGUUGGUAACAGCGUUGGAUUUCCAGAUAAGAUGUCAGGUCAUAAAGUAGCAACCGAAUAACCAGAAAAAUAAAUGUUGCAAAAUAGCUUUAUGCCGCUCAAGGGGAAAAUAGAGACAAGUUUUAUGGGCCGACCUAUCCCCACUAUUAGAUUCACAAUCAGUGCCACAAAAGAUAAAAUAGAACUUUUGCAGGAAUUAUGUUAUAUUAUGUAAUGCAAUGAAAGGAUUUUUUGUUUCCAAAUCUUAAAUCUUUUCUCUUAGUAUAGUCUGGAUUAUUAAAUUGUACAGAAAUGCAUUUUCAUAAGCAUCUUUUGACGUUGGCAUGUACACUAUUAUACAAAUUUUGAUUUGAAAACUGACUGGUUUUGUUAAAGGAACAUACUCUACCGACAAAGGAUAUUGAAGUGCUGUUGGCUACUUUAACAUUUUGAAAAUUGAGCAUUUUACAUGACCGCAUAUAACUGCCAAACCUAAAUGUCUAGACAUAACAUUUUCAUAUUGACAUCCUUCUCUGUCUGUAAGUAUAGACAGGAAGAUUCCUGCUUAUGAAUAUGAGCCUUUUUACCUAUUUACAUGGUAAAUUAUUUUGUUGGUAUUUAGACACCAAUUUUACCUUGCUAUUUUAUUAUAAAGAGGAUAAAUUAUUGUUAAGAUGUGUUCAAUUUCAGCUACCAGCAGCAAUUUCUUUUUAACACUUUGUAUUUAGUCUUGAUAGUUUCUGCAUUUUUAACAUAUCUUAGUGAUUUAUUUUUUAAAAUAAAAAGGGACUUACCUUGUUUACUGAGACUUGCUAGAUUACUGGGAUUGGCUAGCAAGCAAGAUUGGAUGUCAGUAUUAUACUUUAAUGUGAGAUUAUUUUUCUUGUUUUUGUCUUUAUACACAAUAAACAUAUAUUUCUCUUCUAAA